GAAGCCGCCCUCUGGGAUCCGCCGUUCGUCGGCGUUGUCCAGGGGUCCGGCCCCUCCACCCGAGGGCCAUAUGCCGCAGCCAGCCAGCGCCCGCAAGGGCGACCCGGUUGGAACACCUGCGUGCGGACUGGUUCUGAGGGGCUUAGUUGGGGCAAUUGGAUGGUCGUCCGCGUCUCCCUGGUACGCCGGGGAUGCCGCUGCGGCCGGGUGCUUUAUGCAUCCCUUCCUGUUUAA
Penicillium longicatenatum is the source of this 234-nucleotide messenger RNA. RefSeq lists its product as uncharacterized. The record is from RefSeq and is a predicted model, not a curated record. The transcript has a single exon. The annotation marks the transcript as partial. NCBI's taxonomy places the organism in Eukaryota, Fungi, Ascomycota, Eurotiomycetes, Eurotiales, Aspergillaceae.